AUCCUAAAAAUUAAUUGUAAUAUGUAAAGAGUAACAGCAAUUAUAUAUACAAUACUUUUCUCUGAUGGCAUCAUAUAAAUGGUUCUUAUAAUCAUGCCAGCCAUGUUGUUCCAUGCCAUCUCCUUGAAAUCCACAAACCUUUAUAUAAAAUCUGCUCUUCAUGUAGUAUAAUUAUUAUAUGUUCUGGAUGUUUUGAUGCUGUCCAAAUGCAGCAUUUUCAUAAAAUUCAGUUUUAUUCUCAGGUGCUGAAAUUCUGCCGCUAGAUGGCAGCAGCCACAAAGUCAAUCAAGAAACAAAAAAAGUUUAAGACUUAAACUUUAAAUCACUCACGAACCGGAAAGUGUUGGAUGUGAACUUGGCGCAAAUAGUUUUGCACUAGGAAUACCUUCAUACUUGGUAUGAAGCGCCUGCUCUAGAACCAGAAUGUUGUGGUAUCAUAAUACUUUGAAUUUGUUUGACUUCUUCAUUGGUUUGUAAUUUUCUAGCUAUAUGAAAUAUUUUAUUCCUAAAUUUUCAGAUUGAAUUUCCAACACGAGGCACGCACGUCUAUUUUUUGGAGAACAGCAGAAGCAGGGGCUUAAUUUAAUUAAAUUAUAUGGAAAGUAAGUUGUACAUCGUAAAAACUGAGGAAUAUAUUUUCAUCCAGGCUUUUAUACAUGCUUUACUUUCUCAGUGAUUCGUUCUAAAAUUUAUUUAUUUAAAAGGACAUGAGCAAUAUGUGGGACAUAAUUGGUUAUUUUGCAUAAGAACUGCUUUAUUUUGUGUAUGUUCCUUGUAUAGCUUUUGUAGCUGCCAAACUGGGGAAAAAAAGCUGUCUUCAUCACCCUAACUGACUUAAAGAUAAAUCUAUUUUUAGAUACUUUAUUUAAGGAAAUUAUUUGAGCCAUUCUCUUCCUGUAAGGGCACAUGUGGCUGUGGGAAAUAAUUACUGUGUUUCUGUGUUUAUAGUGGCUGAGGCUUCACUUUUUUGUCAUUUCUACUUUUGCUUUCAUCCAACUCAGACCUAAGAUAAAUAAACUGCGUUCUGAGCAAGACUGUAAACAAAAGUCAAAUAUUUUCUCCUACCAUCACGCCUCCAACCCAGCAUCUUAGCCCCUAAUAAGCCAACCUGAUUGUUUCUUUACAUUUCUCACUGUCAGCCAUGCUGGUUUUGGAACACUGCAGGAAUUCCCUUUAUGCAGACGAUCAGUGAUUUCGCCUGCACAAAGGGAGACGCUGCGUGAGCGGUCUAACCACGCCUGUGUGUGGAGGAGGAAAUAUAAAUUCACCUGCACGACGCCUCCUGCACAUUCCUGAAUGAGGCUGAGAGGCAUCUAUUGCGCAUGAUCUCCUGUCCAGUCGUCCAGUUGUCAUGGCGUCUGAGCGUUUUCCAAUCAGCAUCCGUCUAACCGGAGUCCUUCACAAGGAGAAGAACAAAAUGUACAUAACAUCUGUGCUUUGGUCGGAUCAGAAUGAAAUUGUAGUUUACAGAAGCUUUGAAGAUUUCAAAGAAAUGCAUAAACAGCUGAAGAAGAAGUUUCCCUCUGGAAGUAAAACGAAAAAAUCUGACAGAAUCCUCCCUAAAUUUCAAAGCAACAGAGUGAAGCAGAAGAGCCAAGGCAAGGGGCCUAAUAAAUCACUGGUGUGCCUUAAGUAUUUGCAGAAAUACUGUAAUGAACUCCUGAGCUGUGAUCAACACGUCUCACAGUCUGCUGACCUGGCAAAGUUCUUGCAUCCAAAUGAGAAAGAGCUAAAACCAGAGUUCACCAAAAACAGCAUCAUCAUCAUACCCUCUGAGGAAGAGAUCAGGAGCUACGGGAGACAGGACAGCAGCGGUAAUGUGACCCAGCCAUUUGUCACAGAGACCUACAGAUGUAUAGCCCCAUACGAGACCAAAGACACCAAAAACAAACCUUUCAAAGUAGCUGUGAAUGAGAUGCUUGACGUUCUUAUCAAAGACAAAGCAGGGUGGUGGCUCGUAGAGAACGAGGAGAAGAGGAUGGCCUGGUUUCCUGCACCCUACCUGGAGAACCUAGAAGAUGAGGAGGAUGAAGAGGAAGUGCAUGGUACACCGUCAACAGGGAUGUUUUACAUAGUUGUCAAGAGCUACAAUUCCAACAUAGUGGAUGAAGUAAGCGUAAACAUUGGUGUAGUGGUCGAGGUCCUGCGGACCCCGGAUAAUGGCUGGUGGCUCAUAAGACACAAAGGAAAAAUGGGUUAUGUCCCAUCUCUGAACCUGCAGCCCUACAUAAAUCCUCAGGUUCAGAUGACGUCUCAGUAUAAUGUCCAAAACUCCUCUUCUCUCCUGCCCCACUCCUCUACCUUGCACCACAGCCGUUCCUAUGGCAACCUGUCCCAGCAUCCUAACCCCAGACCCAUCUCCCCCAGCCUCACCCCAACAGAAAGCAUCCACAGGUCCCAGUCUCUAAACCAGUUGUCCACUCAGCCUGCAGUGAGCCUCCCUGCUCCAGCAAACAACCACCCCACCUCCCCAACAUCUCCAGUACAAGCCCCUCUUCCAGAGAUCCUGGUGCAGAGUGACGAAGACCAGGAGCAGAACGGACGGAUCCUCAGAGCAGAGUCGGUAGACAGCUUUGAAAGCGACAGCUUCAGCGAUGAUGCCCUCUCCAUGUCCACUGGCUCAUCCCUCAACUUGAGCUACAGCGCCAACGACCAACAGCUGCGAUUCUGCCGCACGCCACAGCCCACGGUGUCCAACAGCCUCAGCCCAACGAGCAACCCUGAGGGAACUCUGCUACCCAGCGUCUCCGACCCCAACCUCUACAAGGGGCCCCAACCCCCGAGGGUUCCCCCAAGACCCCGGGCCCAGGAGAUUCUCACCCGCUGUUCCUCAAUCACCCGUAAAAAUGCGACUAAAAGCAACCUGUCACCAACUUCGACUGAGGUAACGAGUCGAUGAAAGUUAAAGCUUUUUGUUAUUGUUAUGCUAUUUUGCUCUUUUGCAUUAACUGUGCACACUGGUUUCUUAUCCUUCCACUUAUGUGACCAAUACUUUGAUUGAUAUAUAUAAAAUAAUCAAGUAACCAACAACUGGAUGCAUUUUGUCUGAAUGACUAGGUGCUUUAAGUUUUAUAUCAACUCUCAUACCAGAUAAUCCCCCCCAUCUGAUAUAUGUACAUAUUAUAUUCAGUUAACUGUAGAGAUGAAAUGAAUAAAAUGAUCGUGUGGGUUUAAUACUGAAUGCUUUUGUGUCAUUCCUGAAAGAAAAUGUACAACACAUGGAGUCUUCACAUGUAAAACAUCAUAGUGAGAAGAGUCUCUUUUUUAUACUUUAUUUCUCUAUCAGAUUUGAACAUGUAGACUCAUUUUUGUCCGUUGUUCUUUGUGAAGUAGCCUGGACUAACUUAAUGAGGUUCUGUAAACAUCAGUUUUCAAUUUUUUAAUUAAGGCCUGGACUUUGGCUGGACCAUAUUAACCCUUCGACUGUAUGGUAAUAGUUGUGUUCUGGAUAUAAGGCGAACCUCUGCCUCAGUUGCCAAGGACAGUAAGCCCAGAACACGAUGCUGUUCUGAAAUACGCAAGACUAAUGUUACAAAAUGUGAAAAAGUUAGAGGAAUAUGAAAACUUAUGCAAAGUACUUAGGUUGCACGAGAGCUUGUGGAGUCUAGACUUUCUUUCUCAGAGAUGAAAAAUAACCAAGUCUUCUGUUUAGCAAUCAGACAAAUAAUAGGUAAAAAUAAAUAAAAAAAUCAAUAUUCAGUUCAAAA
Xiphophorus couchianus (Monterrey platyfish) is the source of this 3707-nucleotide messenger RNA. RefSeq names its product NADPH oxidase organizer 1a (gene noxo1a). Bases 1352 to 2899 code for a protein of 515 amino acids. The record is from RefSeq and is a predicted model, not a curated record. Gene Ontology annotation, biological process: superoxide anion generation. Gene Ontology annotation, molecular function: superoxide-generating NADPH oxidase activator activity; phosphatidylinositol binding; protein binding. NCBI's taxonomy places the organism in Eukaryota, Metazoa, Chordata, Actinopteri, Cyprinodontiformes, Poeciliidae. Gene Ontology annotation, cellular component: cytoplasm. The transcript is spliced from 8 exons.